CAAGGCAGCUCUGAUACCACCAAGGACAAUGCGCUUUUCUUCCUAAUCCAAUAACUACUUUCUAUCUAUGAUACUCUUAUGCAAACUCCUCCCCUCCGCACCACUUCGUAUAAAACACCAAAACUUAUGUAACUUGGCAACUAAUCUUCAGUAAUCUUAAGGAAGGCAUUUAAAUCCAAACAAUAAGGCUGUUUUUGUGAGGGCGGCGGAACAGCGGAAAAAAACCAAAAAGAAGGGCGAAGGGCGGGAAGGGGGGUGGAGGGGAGAGAGAAGGAAGGCAAAGUGCAGGCCGGGCUCCCCCGGCCGCCAAUGCAAAGUUCGCUGCAUGCCGGCCACGACGCGUCGUGCUGCUUUCCUUCCAGCCACAACCGUCCUGGCGGCGGGCAUGGCCGCCUGAACCCCCGGCAGGGAAGAAGAAGAAGCGGCUCCUGCUGUUCCCCCCCCACCCCCACCCCUCGGUCCCGCCUCAGCCACGAUGAGGACCUCUUCUCUCUUCGCCGCCCACGGCCUCGCCUUCGCUUGGUACGUCUUCCUGGUCUAUUCCAUCAGCCACAUCGCGAGGAAAGGAGAAGAGAAGAAGCCGCCGGCGGUCUUGCCCUUCGGCGGGCCGUGGAAGUUCCUGACGGUGCUCAACCUGGUUUUGCAGGCCAUUUUCUAUGGGGUCACCUUGCUUGUUGAAGCGUUUGUACUAAUGAAGAAACAACGAAUUGCUAAGUCCAUGUUUCCCUUCAGAGAUUUACUCUUUGGUGCCCUGGCUUUUCCUAUAUCUACGUUUGUGUUUACAAGCUUUUGGAUAUUAUACACUUACGAUCGGCAGCUGGUUUACCCCAAAAACCUUGAUUUGGUCAUCCCUGAAUGGAUGAAUCAUGCAAUGCACACUGCUAUAUUUCCACUGGCCCUGCUGGAACUUUUUACUACCCCUCGACGUUACCCAUCAAAGGGUAAAGGUUUCAGCUUGUUGGGAAUUGCUGGUUUUGCUUAUACCUCUUGGGUCCUGUGGAUUUACUCUGUAACUGGGAAGUGGGUAUACCCUGUCUUUGAGGUUCUAAGCCCUCUUGGCAGAGUAGCCUUUUUCUCUAUAGGUUUUCUCAUCAUGUUCUUUAUCUAUAACGUGGGAGAAUUUCUCUGCCGCAUGAUUUGGGGUGACUCUAUAGUAAUACUUGACAUUUACAAAAAGAAGAGUAAAUGAAACAUUGAUGUUGCAGAAAGACCUAGAGGAAUGAUGAAAUCAAUGAAUACAAAUUAUGAACCAUUGAAGACAAGUGAGAAGCUCUCUCUGUGUGAAUCCUUCUCUCAUCCUUUUGUUUUUUAGUGUCUUCCAAGAAUGCUGAGAUUACAAAUAAAAUAAAAUAAAUUGUAUCGGGGCUGGGGAAUCAGGCUGGACAAAACACUCUUCUAUGGAUUUCAGAAAGGUCAGGAUGGAUCCCCAAGCACAUCAAGCCACAUGCCAGGCCUACUGAAAUUGCUCAGGCACCCAGCAUGUGCCAGUGUAUGCACUGGUUUGGGUGUGGGUGUAUGAAUCUACCUAAUCUGCACUGGGAGAGCUGCAAUAGUUUUAGCAGCCUUGGAUGUUCAUGCAUAUGUAUCACACUGCUAUGGAAAUGAAAGUUCCCACAAGGACACACAAAGCUAGAGGCUUGCUGUACCCAACCUGAUGCAGAUUAUACCAUUCCCCCCCUCUCCUGAAGGGCAAUCUGGGGCAGGAUUUAUACCAGGAGGCCCUUUGUAGGCCUGAAGGGAUUUCAGCUCUGGUGAUAUGACUGCAUCAGUGUGUGCCAGACCUAGAGGCCUCUAGGUAGGAAAGGCCCAGAAGCCCUUGUGGAGUUGACAAGGAUUCUGGUCGCCAUGCUGAGAUAAAAUGAAAAGUAACAUUGAUUCUUCCCCUCCAACUAUGCAGCCUCUUUGCCUAAUUGUACUCAACAGCCUUAGUGCUUUUAUAGCUAAUACUCACAGAUAUGAUCUGUAUAACUCCUGAAAUAAAGAUUAACAAAGGAGAUAUCUGGUUUGAUAAAACAGUGAAUUCAAAUCUACAAUUAUGUUGCCCUGACACGGGGUUCCCAAUGAAUCUUUUUGUGUUAGAUCAUGGUGGAUAACAUGGGGGAGAAAUGAAUGAUGGCAUUCUUUUAGGUGGUCAAAGGUGGCGGGAGGCAGUAGUUAAUAUAUAAGAUAAAUGCACCAAGCAUCCUGUUUUUAACUAAUGCCCAGAGCCAUGUUAACCCAUGUCUUGUGCCCCUAGGCUUUCAGGUACUUUGCCCCUCUGCCACCCCUGGCACUUUAGGCUUUCAUCCCACUGCAGCUGACAGCCCUAAGGCACCUCAGGAAAAAAAACUGAGGGGCCCCUUAGUCCCUGUGGGACCCCCAGGUUUCAACCUAGUCACCCUUAUGAAGAAUACAGCCUUGCUCAUGUCAUGGGAGAAGUCUUCACUAAAUUCAAAGUGACUCCAGCAUGAGGCUUCUUGACAUAUUAAUAUGUGUAUUUUGGAAAGACAUGGUUUUCAUGCUAAGGUUUCAGAUAUGGUAAUCCCAGUUUUAAAUAAUGUAAUUAUGACAGCUCCAUUAACAGACUGACAAAGUGUACAAUUUACAGUGCUAUUUAACAUACAUUUAUCUGCCAUAUUUUACAUUAAUUUACUAAUCUAACUAGCUAGUAUCUAUGGUUAUUUUUGGUGUCUCAUUAAGCCUUAGAGCCCAGGAACAUUUCUAAAAAGACGAAUAAAGAAUUAACACGA
Molecule: messenger RNA, 2729 nt
Organism: Pogona vitticeps (central bearded dragon)
Lineage: Eukaryota; Metazoa; Chordata; Lepidosauria; Squamata; Agamidae
Gene: ADTRP
Product: androgen dependent TFPI regulating protein
Cellular component (GO): endomembrane system; membrane
Source: RefSeq, a predicted model, not a curated record